AUACAAGGGCAAAGCUGGGAUCCCAGUGAGUGAGGGAGCAGCGAGCUCAGGAGUCCUCAGGCCAGCUCCACCUGCACCCUGGGAAAAUGAAGAUCUCCACAGCUGCCUUCUUCCUCGUUUUCGCUGCUGCGCUUGGAUCCCAGGCCCAGAUCAUUCGUGAAUCCCUGGUAGACAUGCAUCCAUUUGAACCAUCAAUGCAUAUAGAAAGCUUUCACCGUCCCACUGACUGCUGCAUCUCCUACACCACACGAAAUAUCCGAUGUGUAUUCAUGCAAGAUUAUUAUGUAACAAGCAGUGAGUGCUCCAUGCCUGCUGUCAUCUUCUUCACCAAGAGGAGGCAGAAAGUCUGUGCCAACCCCAGAGAUGAGCGAGUUCAGUCCUGCAUAAGGUACCUGCAGCCAACCCAAGGGACCAAGGGGCUGAGAAAAAUGAGCAUUGCUUGAGGAGAAGAGAUGUAGGUGCCAGCCACCCCACCUCCACCUUCCUUGCCCCAGCUACCUCCUGGGAGUUUCUUGACCUGGAUUACUUUUUAAAAAGCAGCAAUUACUGUUCUGUUUGGUUAUAAUAGCAAUGCAUUAAUAAAGAGUAUCCACUAUAA
Manis pentadactyla (Chinese pangolin) is the source of this 598-nucleotide messenger RNA. Its product is annotated as C-C motif chemokine 15-like. Gene Ontology annotation, cellular component: extracellular region. Gene Ontology annotation, biological process: neutrophil chemotaxis; lymphocyte chemotaxis; cellular response to interleukin-1. The record is from RefSeq and is a predicted model, not a curated record. The transcript is spliced from 4 exons. Gene Ontology annotation, molecular function: chemokine activity; CCR chemokine receptor binding. The coding region runs from base 87 to 443 and encodes 118 amino acids. Lineage: Eukaryota; Metazoa; Chordata; Mammalia; Pholidota; Manidae.